AUGGCCAACGCUUCUACCACCUUCGAUCUACCGCCUCUCCCUAGCUACACCACUUCCGUUCGCGAACCGCUCUUCCCGCCCAUUCCCGAUAACUAUGUCGCCCUCAUCCUGCCCAUUGUCGCCUAUUGGGCCAUGUCCAUGAUCUACCACUAUUUGGAUGUGAACAACUACUUCGAGCAGUACCGCCUGCACACGCCCGCUGAAGUAUUAAAGCGAAACCGCGUGACCCGAUGGGAAGUUGUGCGCGAUGUGGUUUUGCAACAAAUCAUCCAGACGAUUGCCGGUGCAUCCCUGGCGUACUUCGAUCCCGUGGAGACCGUGGGCCGGGAGGAAUACGAUAUCGCCGUCUGGGCGCAGAGAAUCCGGUUUUUGCAAAAGGCCUUCCCGCCGCUCUUGGCUCUUGUUGGAGUCGACGCUGCUGGCCUGGCCAAGUCGGUGUCGCAGAGCGGACACACCAUGCUAGCGGGGGUGUUAGCCGGUGGAUCGUAUCCGGGCGUAAUGCAGAGCGUGAUCCUUGACAAUGGUGCGGAGGUUUCGGCCCCCGCAUUCACAGGCUGGGAGUUGUCCUUGGCCGGCUUUAUCUACUGGUACUUUGUCCCUGCCCUGCAAUUUAUGCUGGCCGUCUCGAUCGUCGACACAUGGCAGUACUUCCUGCACCGGGCCAUGCACCUAAACCGUUGGCUUUAUGUGACCUUCCAUUCUCGUCACCACCGACUCUACGUUCCCUACGCUUUUGGUGCCCUCUACAACCACCCUGUUGAGGGAUUCCUUUUGGACACCGCAGGUACCGGCAUUGGGUUCUUGGUCUCUGGCAUGACCAACCGCCAGGCCAUGUGGUUCUUCACCUUGUCGACCAUCAAAACAGUGGACGACCACUGCGGCUACGCCUUCCCUUGGGACCCCUUGCAGCACUUCACCUCCAACAAUGCCGCUUAUCACGACAUCCACCACCAGAGUUGGGGCAUCAAAAGCAAUUUCUCUCAGCCCUUCUUUACUUUCUGGGACCGCUUGUUUAGCACGCAGUGGACGGGAGAGGUCAAGCUCCGCUACGAGCGGGCUCGUGAGAGUGCCCAGAAGCAAGUUAACGCAGAUGCUGCUCAGGCCGAUGAGGUGGCGGCAGCCUCUGCUCUCGAGGAACGUGAGCACGAGCUUGUGGUAAUCUCCUCCGAGGGACCGGCGACGCGGACACGUCUGCGCCGCAAGACAGUGGACAGCUUGAAGAGACCCAGCCAUGGUGUCUCAGGGACCGUGCUGCACAACUAA
Molecule: messenger RNA, 1263 nt
Organism: Penicillium maclennaniae
Lineage: Eukaryota; Fungi; Ascomycota; Eurotiomycetes; Eurotiales; Aspergillaceae
Gene: sur2
Product: sphingosine hydroxylase
Exons: 2
Coding region: 1-1263 (420 amino acids)
Biological process (GO): lipid biosynthetic process
Molecular function (GO): iron ion binding; oxidoreductase activity
Source: RefSeq, a predicted model, not a curated record